CAAGUACAUGACGUUGAAAGCGAUUCCUAAGUGUUUCAGCUACUACAAUUAAAGCGUUCAGUUGAAAGCAGCGACCUCACAAGUAAGCAUCACAGACAAGGAAUGGAUAUCAGCAUUAUCUUGCUUUCCAGUUGAAUAUUUAGUUGCGCUAUAUACCGGUAUACUUGACGCACCUUUCCUGAGGUACCCUCCUUUCGCUCUCCAGCUUCGGGAUGUGUUUCUAACGUUAUAGAAGAGCAAGGAUGACAGAUAGUGAUGAGGAGUCCAUAAGCGAAUCGGAGGAGGAGUAUUCUUCAGAGGAAUCCUCCGGAAGCGAUGAGUACAGCAGCAGCUCCGUCUCCGGCGAAUCUGAGGCUUCGGAUAGCCUCAAGGAUCGCCGGGACAGCCAUGGCAGGGCAUCGGUCUCAUCCAAGCAGCUCAAAACCAUGAUCACCAAUAAGGCAGUGCUGCAGGAGGGCGAGAUCCUGGACGCGCGCGUGCCCUCCAAGUUCCCUCGCAAGCCCAUGGUGGAGCUGACCGCCGGCUCCAACGUGUGGUACCAGGGGCGGGUGGUCAAGGAGAGCGCCAACGAGAUCAAGAUAGUCUACACAGUGCCCAACGCCCAGGGCCGUCCCAAGCCGCAUGUGGAGUGGAUGCGGAAGGCCUCCGCUCGCAUCUGGCGGGGCUCCUACAAGUCGCACGACUGGCGGCAUCUGGGUCGGGGCGCCUGGGAGCCGCGCAGGGCCCCCGCCAAGGGCAGCCGCAGCAAGCGUUCUGGCGGCGGCGGAAGCGCCUCGGGACGGUCUCGCAAGCAGCAGCAGCAGCAGAAACACCGCAGCCGGAAGGAUAGUAGCCGGGACACAGACUCCGAUGAGGAGGAGGACGGUCCGGAUGAAACCUCCAGCGAACGACCCAAAUCGCGGUCGCACCCACACGACAAGGGCGGCGGCAGUCAGCGGCGGCGCCAGAGCAGUCCGGACGAUGACGCGGGCGCAGAGGAGGUGGGCGGACCCAUGGGUCGGGCGGCCUCAGCGGCGGCGGCGACAGGCGCUGGCGGCUCUACAGGUCACGGCGGUGCGCGUCAUGUUGCAGGCAAGCAGUCCCUGUUAGGCUCCGAAGCCGCAGUAGCAGAUGCAUUAAGGCGAGGCGGCGGCGGUGGCGGCGACGCUAAGCCCCGCUCGGGGACGCACCAAGACGGCAGCGGCAGGCACCCGGGGCGUGACAAGGGCGGCAAAGACGCCUCCGCGGCUGCUGCUGCUGUGGCGGCCGCAGCCGCCGCCGCCAUGCAGCCCCGGGUUGUUGCUGACGCCGGCGCGGACGUGGAGGAGCAGGCCAGCGAGCACUCCCCGGAUAAUGUGGCGGAGUCGCCGGGGGGGUUCCUGUGCGACCAGUUCUCCACUCGCUGCACCCCGAGUGAGGAGGAGGGCGCGGAGGGGCGGGGGGCGGCGGGGGCCGCCGGUCAGCCGCCGGAUCCCAGCUAUGACCCGCUGGCGCGCUGGUUCCUGGCGCACUACAACCAGCUGCAGGCUGCAGGCACCCUGGCGUUGCUGCCCGGCGGCAUGUACGAAUGCGGCCGCCUGCCCCCUGGCUUCACCCUAGACCCCGCCACAGCCCUUAUCGUCCCCGACUGCCUCAACGGACGCAACGGUGGCGGAGGCUGCGGUGGCGGCGGCGGCGGAGGCUGCAACAACGGCCAGCUGCCUCCCGGACCUCCCGCAGCCCACCACCCGCACUCCCAUGCUGGCGCCAACGGCGGCUGCCUGCACAGUCAAUACAACCCAGCCUCCGCCAACAAUAACAACAACAACGCGCCCGUGGGUCGAUCCGCGGCUGCAUCCCCGGCGCCGUGUGGGGGCGGCGGCGGUGCAGGCGGUGCUAGCGGUUCAUCCACACCCGCGGAUCACCAUGCUCCGCAGCAGCAGCAGCAGCAAGGGAGGAGGUCCGGGGACGGCAGUGGGGCGCCGGGAGCGGGGCGAGGGGGCAGCAUGCAAGCUCCGCAGCAGCAGCAGCAGCAGCAGCGGAACAACACUACGAAGCAGACGAGCGGAGGAAGCAGUAAUGGACCGCGGGAACGUGACCGGGAACGGGAGCACCGGGAUCGAGGAGAGCGAGAUGGGACCUCGGCGUCACCGACGGCGGCGGGCGGGGGCGCGAGUAAGCGACAGGCGGCGGGCGCAGCGGAUGCGGGCGGGGGCGCAGACGCGGGGACAGGGACGGGCGGCAGUCAGGGCGGCAUGGCGGCACACCUGAUGAAGAAGCAAAAGCGUGCGGUGAUUAUCUCGGAUAGCGAGGACGAGGAGGGCGAUCCGCCGUUGCCGCCUGCAGCCCCCUCGCAGCAGGGGGCGGCUGCGGAGCCUCCAGCGCCGCCUGCCGCAUCCGGUCAGCAGGGCCGCUCGGCAGGCGCUGCGGGGCCGUCCGGACGGACAAGUGUGCAUGGUGGGGCGGCCACGGCUCCCAGCAUCAAGCAAGAGCAGCAGCAGCCUCCGUCGCGCGUGCAGGGAACAGCGGCCGGCGGCGGCGGCGGCGGAGGGGGAUCUGGUCGUACUGGCGUUGCGGGUAAUGGUGAUGGGGGAGGCGCUGCUGCACAGGGCGUGGCUCCGGGAUCAGGGGGUGCUACGGCUCGAAGCGGUGGCGGCGCGGGUCAGAAUGGAGGUGGCGGGGCAGGCGUGUCGGGACAGGCCGCGGCGGCAGGUGGCGGCGCAGAAGGCACCACGGGGACUGGGCGGAGUGGUUCUGGGGCGGCUGGGGGAAAUGCUGGUGGUCUUGCUGG
Messenger RNA from Astrephomene gubernaculifera, 2749 nucleotides. The record is from the annotation of a GenBank genome assembly. Lineage: Eukaryota; Viridiplantae; Chlorophyta; Chlorophyceae; Chlamydomonadales; Astrephomenaceae.